CUUAGAGAUAAAACCGCGAGAUCUAUGUAUGUCAGAGUCAGAAUCUCAUGAAGGUUGCGAAGCGUUUUAUAUUGAGCAUUCUCCCUUGGGCUGAGAGAGCGAGUCAUAUAAAAGACAGAGAGUUCUUGGGACAUUAUUAUUAUAUAUAGGGCCUAACAAAAUGACCGACCACCUAGUUAUAUACUCUAGGGAAUCGGGGAACGGCAACACAGAACCCCAAUUCCAUCAGCUCUUCAGCGGGAGGCAUUGGACGGAGAUUGAAAAGACCACACAUAAUUAAUUGGACAUCUUGUUGUCCCACCUUUGUCACAGUUAUGGCCACCCGCGCGAUGGUUAUUACUAGUCAACGCAACGCGUUCCUCAUGUCCUUUGCCGUCUUGCUGUUCGCCUGGAAUUGCCCCUAGCUGAGGCUGGUGAAAAUCCCACAGCCACCGCUAGUGAGGAUUGAGUGGAGAAUGGCUUGGGACUUUGGACUUUGAUAUCAAAAACUCCACCGGGGGCGCGCAAACCAACACCUACACCUACAUCACCGCCUACAAUACAGAGUACAAUUGCUACGCUUCAGCGACAGGAACGACAAUCAUGAGCUCACCACCACAGCUUACGCUUUUGCGCUGACAGUUGACCCUCACUCCAACUUGAAGCCCGCAUUUUGCUGCAACACAAGUUGCUCUUGAAGGCGCGUCCUGCCUUAGCCCUUGGGGCCAACUUCCUCCGCUGCGGGCUAGACCAUCGAUCCUAGCGGGCCUGCCCAGCGUGAUUGAGAUCAAGUCUCUCAAUUGGGCCAUUUAUCAAGCGGAGCCCCAGUGUUAUGAAGUCUUUGAGCUGUUGGCUUCGCUAGCUGGAGUCCUUCAAACUGCAAUUCCAGGUUUCCUGGGCUGUGUUUACAGUGUUUACACCAGGUGUGGCCAUUCAGAUCCCGCUACCAAGCGGGACUGAGAUCGUAGUCUUCAUCUUGCAUAUUUUCGGCCGUCGUUUUCAUGCAGAAGGUCGCUGCAACUGGGCAUGAUGUUAGUGAGAUUCAGCUAGCCAUGUUGAAUAAUGCCCCUCCUUGAACGCCAGCUGCUUGCUAGCUGGUGGCGAUAAUUGUAGGAGCGAUUUCCGUGAUGCUGCUUGUGUCAAUGGGUUACCCCUCAGCAGCGGAUCGAGUGUGUUAUCCUGGGAAAAGGAUAAAUAUCUGCUUCAGCCACGUUUGUCUUUCGGCUCCGUCUGCGUCUUCUUAUAUUCCUUCAACGCAUUUUCUAGCAUACAAAGUGUUUAAAAUCUUCUCAGCUUCAAUUGAUUCUAUUUUCAAUUCAGUUAUUUCACAUUUACUCUAUUUCUCGCCUUCGACUCCCUUCAAAAUGUCUUACAACAACAGCAGUGGCAGCUACUCUACUUCCCGUCGUGAUGAGGAUAGCAAUAACUCCUCCAACCGCAGGGAUAAUGACGAUUCCUACGGCUCAUCAGGUCGGUCCGGUGUAACCGGCUCCUAUGGCUCCGGGGGCAACAACAACAGCAGCAGCACCCGGCGUGACAAUGAUUCAUAUGGGUCCUCCGACCGCACUGGGGGCAACGAUUCGUACAGCUCUUCGGGCCGAACUGACACAUAUGGCUCUAACAAACGUGACGACAAUGACUCUCACGUCUCUUCUAACCGCACCGGGGGCACCGACUCUUACAGCUCCAACAAGGGCAACGACUCCUACGGCUCUACCGGCCGAACUGGUGGCAAUGACACAUACGGAUCCAGCAACCGCGGCAACGAGUCCUCCUAUGGCUCCUCCGGCCGAGCUGGCGCUGGCAGCGACAGCCAUGGAUCCAGCAACCGCAACGAUUCGUAUGGCUCCUCUACGCGUACUGGAGGAAACGAUUCUUACGGCUCUUCGGAUAAAAACAAGAGCUCCCACGGCUCCUCUGGAAACAAAAAUGAUAGCUACGGCAGCAACAAGCGGAGCGAUAAUGAUUCCUACGGCUCUUCCGAUAAAAACAAGAGCUCCUACGGCUCCACUGGGAAUAGCGGAAGCAAUAAUAACAAUAGCAGCUAUAACAGCAGCAAACGGGAUGACAAUGAUUCCUACGGAUCCUCCAGAAAUACGGGCAAGGGAAGCGAUUCAUAUGGCUCCGAUAACCUGAACAAGAAGAGCAGCUCCUCGUACGGGUCGUCCACCAACCGUCGUGAUGAUGACAAGUCUUACAGCUCCUCUGAUCGAAACAAGAGCUCUACCUAUGGCUCCACCAAGCGCGACGAUGACUAUACUACUACUACUACUACUACCAGUACUUAUGGGUCCAACACUAACCGUCGUGAUGACAACUCCUACGGUUCUUCCGAUCGAAACAAGAGCUCUACCUACGGCUCCGGCAAGCGUGACGAUGAUGACAACGAUACUUAUGGGUCGAAGUCCUCUAAUAAAUAUGGAGAUAGGAGUGGCUCUGGAGAGAAGAAGGAAUCUAUGGCUGAUAAGGUUAUGGGAAAAGUUGGCGACAUGAUCGGUGAAAAGAUCCAAGAAACCUUGAGUAGUGGAAAGCGGAAUUAAUUCUCUAAUACCCCUGUUUUUCAUGAAAGACCUCCCCCAUCCAUCAUAUCUCGCUCGACCGUGAGCCAUUCCUAACAUGGAGAAUACCAUGCCGUUGUAAUUUUUUUCGAACUUAUUGAAUUUAAUUUCGUUUGAAUACGAUCUUGCCUCAUUCUUCCACCCAACCGCCGUUCACUCGUCUCUAGGUGCUUUGGCCUUCAAAAAACGUUGUUGUUAUGUUGACUAUGUUGACUAUCAUGAUUCACCACGCCCCUGGGCAUUGCUUGCGCUGCCGAACAUGAUGAUUGCAACUAAAUCACGUCAAUGAUUGAACUUAACACAAAACUGUCUAGAGCCCUGAUGUUGUUUGAAAUGCCCUGCCGUCCUCAUCCUCCCUACGCUGCGUACAAAUACAUCUACAACUCCAUUUCUAACCAGGGAUGUACAGAUACGAAACCAAGUCAUUAUUCUUGUUAAAAACAACGAAUCCGCUGAACGAAAUUGUAUGCAUGUAUGUACGAUCACAGAAACAGACAUGGUAUGGACCUUAUCAAGGGCAGUGGGCCGGGGAGGGAAUGGGAAAAGGCCUGAAAGUGCCAUCCCGCCUCCCCGCCACCCCGCUCGUUUAACUAGGCUUCAAUCAAAUCCAUUUAAUUUCUUCAUAAUAUAUAUAUAUAUAUAUAUAUAUAU
This is a messenger RNA of Blastomyces dermatitidis ER-3, 3188 nucleotides long. Its product is annotated as mold-specific protein. The coding region runs from base 1107 to 2519 and encodes 470 amino acids. The transcript has 3 exons. Lineage: Eukaryota; Fungi; Ascomycota; Eurotiomycetes; Onygenales; Ajellomycetaceae. The record is from RefSeq and is a predicted model, not a curated record.